CCGCCUCAUUUCUUGCAGCAGCUCUUCGGGCUGAGUGUCCCCAGUGCGAACACCUCACCGGCUCGGCCCACUCCCCGCCGCCUGGCCUUCCCCAGCGUCCCACUCAGGACGCCGGGUCACCGUCCCCCACCCGGCCGCGCCCGCCAACACGCGCGCAGCCUCACCUGCCGCUGCCCGGAAAGCUCCGCCCCGCGUCGCCCCGCCCUCCCGCUCCAGCCAUGGCGCCGCCGGAAGCCUGCCCGCGACUUCCGCACUCCCGCCCCGCCCCGCCCCGCCUGUGGGCGGGACCCGAGCGGAGCGGCUUCCGCCUUCCUCCUUCCUGCCCCGCGCUCAUCCACUGUGUAGAAUUAAAACCUCUCCAAAGUAUAUGGUCAAAAGCAACAGUCAUCUGAAUUGUGACUGGUUCACUGAUAGUCUGAGGAAAAACUAGAGAUCACUACUCCAGCAUAAGCCCCAGUUUCCUGCUUGCUGGAAGAUGCUUGAUAUAAAGGCUUGGGCUGAGUAUGUUGUGGAGUGGGCUGCAAAGGACCCCUACGGCUUCCUUACAACCGUCAUCUUGGCCCUCACACCACUCUUUCUAGCUAGUGCUGUACUGUCCUGGAAACUGGCCAAGAUGAUUGAAGCCAGAGAGAAGGAGCAAAAGAAGAAACAAAAACGUCAAGAAAACAUUGCAAAAGCUAAACGACUAAAAAAGGACUGAAGGUGAACAGACUCUGCAACUGGACAAAACCGUCUGGGAAAUCUGCAGCUCUGGAAGGACUCACUAAGGUUCCAGUCGAUUUUGUGAUAGUAUUAUACAGUAAAUUAAAUCUGACCGUAUAGAAGAGUCAUGUUCUGACCUCAAUACUGUAGUAACUUUUAGUUUUGGAAAUAGAAGCUUGCUGGAACCCACUGACAGGUAUUUAAGUUAGCAUUUACCAUACAGGUGGAGCAUACCUAAUGUGAAAAUUCAAAACUCAAAGCACUGUAAAAUCUAACACCUGUGUUCAGACACCAUGCCAAGAGUGGAAAAUUCAACACCCUAUUUUCUGAUGGGUUGCAGUCAAAAUACAGGUGCGCUCAAAAUCCAUAAAAUUAUCAUCAAACCAGAAGAAAUAUAAAUUAGCCUUGUGUUUGGAUUUGGAUCCCAUCCUCAAGGUAUUAUGAAAUACUCUAAAAUCUGAAAAAUACAAAUAAAAUGUUACUGGUCCCAAGCAUUGUCUGCUUAACCUGUAGUGAAAAUUCUUUAAACUGACAGUCAUUUGCCAUUUUGGAGCUUAAUGUACUCAGGUAAAAAACACCAUGUAGAGAAAAAUGGUUUUAGACUAUGAAUCCUGAUUAAAUGGUGGUUUAAAACGGGGUUCAGCUCUGGACAGAGGAUAUUAGGAAUGUAAAAGAAUUAUCUUCUGAGGUGAAAAGUUUACUUUGGCUUAAAAGAGAUAAAGCGUAUUAAUCACUAUUUUAAAAUCAUUGCUUAUUUUUUGGAAUGGAAGCAUUACUGACUUUCUCAAAGGAAAAUUUUAUUAAUGAUUAUGGCUAUUUGCAUUCUUAAGACUUUAGCCAUGAACACAGCUAGCGAUUAAGACAUUUCUUCUUUUUAUAUAACUUUCUCAUUGUCUUGACCAUGGAUAGAAUUUUUGUACACUGUCAUUUUCUUUAAAUGAGUUUGCUAAGAAGAACAACAUGACUUAAAGCCAACAGUGAAGACGCCAUGUGCUUUUGAAACCUUGGGUUCCGUGUUUUCUUACAAUCACUAGGGCUGUGAAAUAGUUCAUGGCACCAUAUAAUCUGCUGAUUGCAUAGAUACUGCUUUUGUUUUUAUUCGGUCUGUAACUAAUAUGGCAGCGAUGUCCUGUUACUUUUUACUCGUACAGGAUCAAAGUGAAAAUGAAAAUUUCAAAUAUAUGAAGUCAUACUUUACUAAACCAAUAAAGGCUUAAAUUUGGGAAA
Molecule: messenger RNA, 1929 nt
Organism: Peromyscus eremicus (cactus mouse)
Lineage: Eukaryota; Metazoa; Chordata; Mammalia; Rodentia; Cricetidae
Gene: Smim15
Product: small integral membrane protein 15
Exons: 3
Coding region: 476-700 (74 amino acids)
Source: RefSeq, a predicted model, not a curated record